CCUCAUGCCCUGUGCACUCCUCUGGCUGUGUGUUACUGAGCUCUAUCUCUCUCCAGGCCUUCAUUCACUCAUCUGCUCACUCUCUUACAGCAACCAUGAGUAUGAGAACAAGCUAUAGCGUGCGUUCCUCCACCUCCCAGGUGCCGGUGUCCCAGAUGUCCCAGAUGUCCAUCAAGCGUACCACCAACGUGCCAACUUACCGGGCUGCGAGCAUCUACGGUGGCGCCGGAGGUCAAGGAACCCGUAUCUCCUCUGCUUCCUACUCAGGUGUCCGCAGUGGAAUGGGAGUUCCCUCAAUGUCCAGCUCCAUCCACGUGAGUGCCACCGGAGCCACAGGUGAGAUCAUGGGCAAUGAGAAGAUGGCCAUGCAGAACUUGAAUGACCGUCUGGCCUCCUACCUGGAGAAAGUGAGGUUCCUGGAGCAGGCCAACAGCAAGCUGGAAGUGAAGAUCCGCGAGGCCCUGGAGAAGAGAGGUCCUGAUGUCCACGACUACAGCCGUUUCCAGCCCAUCGUCGAUGAGCUGCGCAAGAAGAUCUUCGAUGCCACCACAAAUAAUGCCCGUCUAGUGCUCCAGAUUGAUAACGCCCGUCUGGCAGCCGAUGACUUCAGAGUCAAGUAUGAAUCCGAGCUGUCCAUCCGCCAAGGUGUUGAGGCCGACAUUGCCGGCUUGAGAAAGGUCAUUGAUGACACCAACCUGAACCGCAUGAACCUUGAAAGCGAGAUUGAGGCCCUCAAGGAAGAGCUCAUCUUCCUCAAGAAGAACCAUGACAAUGAGGUAAUGGAGCUUCGUAACCAGAUCUCCCAGUCAGGAGUGCAGGUGGAUGUUGAUGCUCCUAAGGGUCAGGAUAUUGCCCUGAUCAUGGAGGAGAUGAGAGCCAAGUACGAGAAGAUGGCCCUGAAGAACCAGGAGGAGUUGAAGGCCUGGCACGAAUCUCAGAUCACAGAGAUUCAGGUACAGGUCACACAGAACACAGAAGCCCUCCAGGGUGCUCGUACAGAAGUCAACGAACUUCGCAGACAAAUUCAGACAUUGGAGAUCGAGUUGGAGUCACAGAGGAACCUGAAAGGAUCCCUGGAGGCCACGCUGAGGGAUACAGAAAUGCGUUACAACAUGGAGAUCGAGAGUCUCAACACCAUCGUCAUGCAACUGGAGUCUGAGCUCACAAAACUGCGCAACAACAUCCAACACCAGACGCAGGAGUACGAGGCUCUGCUGAACAUCAAGAUGAAGCUGGAGGCAGAAAUUGCCACCUACAGGAGGCUUCUCGACGGUGGAGACUUCAAGCUCCAGGAUGCUCUUGACGAGCAAAAGAAGGUUAAAGUGAUGACGGUCACGCAGACGCUGGUGGAUGGGAAAGUGGUGUCUUCAAGCACAGAGACCAAAGAGAGGAAUCUCUGAACAUCAAAUUUCAGAUCAACCUCCACAACACAUCAGAAAAACCUUAUGGGCCAAUGUUAAAAUGAUCUAAAGACAGGUUGGACUUAACACAUUAGAUAUUUAUUUAGUCCGAAGUGCCUUAUUGUAAGGGUCUCAGAGCACAUAUGCAAUGAGAUUUAACUAGAACAUUUCAACACUAAUUUAAAACAACAAAUGUAACACUUUAAUGACUAUUGCCAAAAAAAAGACUGAAAGUCAAAGAACACUAUUGAAACUUUAUUACAUAUUUUUGUAACGAUGAUGAUUGUUUACGCCGAAUCAUUGAUUGUCCCAUUUUGUUUCUAUGUUGUGUUGUUGUCAUCAUGUCUCGUCUUUUCCAAUAAAAGAUGACACUUUUAUCAAA
This is a messenger RNA of Megalobrama amblycephala (Wuchang bream), 1782 nucleotides long. It is a transcript of the gene krt18a.1, whose product is annotated as keratin 18a, tandem duplicate 1. Gene Ontology annotation, molecular function: structural molecule activity. Gene Ontology annotation, biological process: intermediate filament cytoskeleton organization. The record is from RefSeq and is a predicted model, not a curated record. NCBI's taxonomy places the organism in Eukaryota, Metazoa, Chordata, Actinopteri, Cypriniformes, Xenocyprididae. Gene Ontology annotation, cellular component: keratin filament. The coding region runs from base 96 to 1400 and encodes 434 amino acids. The transcript is spliced from 7 exons.